CUCUCAUUUCUAUAUCUGAAUUCUGUUCAACAGUUGUAUUUCAACUUGUUUUUAGAACCUUCUCAUUUUGGAUCCACUUCAAGGUUUAGAUGUGAAAGCUAACUUCUCUCUGCAAAGAAUUCCUCUCUCUCUCUUUUUUUUUGUUGGUUUUUGUGUUUGGUGAGAGGAAGAGUUCCGAUCGGAGAUGGCGGAGAUUGCCGGCGAAGUGGCGGAGGUUACGAGGAAUGCGAGGAUUGAGUCGCCGGUGAGGGUGACUUCGACGACGUCGGGAGCACCUCCUCCUUUGACGGUGUCGGUUUCGUUUAAGAGAGUGGAGGGAAAGGUUCGUCGAGGAGCUGCUAGAACUAGCUUCGAUGCGGAUAAUGAAUUCAUUACGUUGCUUCAUGGAUCGGAUCCGGUGAAAGUAGAGCUUAAUCGGUUGGAGAAUGAAGUGAGAGAUAAGAACAGAGAAUUGGGAGAAGCACAAACGGAAAUUAAAGCAUUAAGAAUGUCUGAAUGGCUCAGAGAAAAGGCUGUCGAAGAGCUCACUGAUGAGAUCUCAAAAAUGGAGGAGAAGCUUAAACUGGCAGAAUCUCUUCUGGAAAGCAAGAACCUUGAAAUCAAGAAAAUAAAUGAUGAGAAGAAGGCAUCCAUGGCUGCUCAGUUUGCUGCUGAGGCUACACUGCGGAGGGUUCAUGCUGCUCAAAAGGAUGAUGAUAUGCCUCCAAUUGAAGCCAUUCUUGCACCCUUGGAGGCAGAGCUGAAGCUUGCUCGGGAAGAGAUUGCAAAGCUUCAAGAUGAUAACAGAGCCCUUGAUCGCCUAACUAAAUCAAAAGAAGCAGCUUUACUUGAUGCUGAAAGGACCGUACAGAUUGCUUUGGCAAAAGCAUCUAUGGUAGAUGAUCUCCAAAAUAAAAAUCAGGAGUUAAUGAAGCAGAUAGAAAUUUGCCAGGAAGAAAACAAAAUUUUGGAUAGAAUGCAUCGCCAAAAGGUUGCAGAGGUUGAAAAGCUUACACAAACAGUUAGGGAGCUGGAAGAGGCUGUUCUUGCUGGUGGUGCUGCUGCAAAUGCAGUAAGGGAUUACCAGCGGAAAGUUCAGGAGAUGAAUGAGGAAAGAAAAAUUAUUGAUCGAGAGCUGGCACGUGCAAAAGUAAGUGCUAAUAGAGUGGCCACAGUUGUUGCAAAUGAGUGGAAAGAUGCCAAUGACAAAGUGAUGCCUGUAAAACAAUGGCUAGAAGAGCGGAGAUUCUUGCAGGGAGAAAUGCAGCAACUUCGUGACAAGCUUGCCAUAACUGAGCGAACUGCAAAAUCUGAAGCACAGUUGAAAGAGAAAUAUCAAUUGCGGCUCAGAGUUUUAGAAGACAGCUUGAGAGGAUCUUCUAACAAUGUUAGUCGCAGUACAUCAGAUGGAAGAAGUGUGAGCAAUGGGCGUUCUAGGCGUCAGUCUCUUGGUGGAGUUGAUAACUUCUCGAAAUCUACACCCAAUGGGGUUUUAUCCAAGAGAUCACCAGGCUCUCAAUUGAGACCAUCUUUCUCAUCUAUUACAGUAUUGAAGCAUGCUAAAGGAACAUCCAAAUCAUUUGAUGGUGGCACAAGAUCAUUAGAUGGGGCGAAAGUGGUUCUAAAUGGAGCAGGCUCAAAUAUUUCAUUCAACCAGCUUUCUGAGGGAAAGGGUGAGGCACCGAGUGAGGAAAAACCUAAUAAUUUCCAGUCAGACGAUGCAGAGGAUAAGGUUCCAGGGGUAUUGUAUGAUUUGUUGCAAAAAGAGGUCAUAGCUUUGAGGAAAGCUGGUCACGAGAAAGACCUUAGCCUUAAGGAUAAGGAUGAAGCGAUUGAGAUGCUCGCUAAGAAGGUGGAAACAUUGACAAAGGCAAUGGAAGUUGAGGCUAAAAGGAUGAGAAGAGAAGUAGCUUCUAUGGAGAAAGAGUUUGCUUCAAUGCGUGUGGAGAAAGAACAUGAAAAUCGGGCCAAGCGGUUUGGAAAUUCCAAGGGGUCUGCUGCUCAGCUUCUUGCUGGAAGAAAUGUAUCUCGAAUUGGGUUAACGCGCAGCACACAAUGAAAACAAAAUUCCAGUCGAAGCAGCAACAAGAACUAAAUUUGCAUAGGUCUCCUCAGUACAUUGCCUUAUUUAUUAUAUAUUACCUCCCUGGUGAUUGGUUAUAAGGAUUAUAACUUCUCUUAUUUAUGAAGAAAUCGGUUAUCGGUAUGCUUCUGAAAAUGCUUAUUCCUCUGCCUAGAUGUAAGCUAAAGAAAGGAAAUAUCGACUCUAAGCUAACCUUUUUGGCAGGUUUUUCCUUGGGGGACUGUCCAGUAGCUACGGAUGUGUUUGUAUAGGUUACUUCAAUGGCUUUUUUUCCCUGUUUUCUUUUUUGAGAGUUCAUCAUAUUUGUUAUAUCAAUCUGCGGAUAAGUUGUUAAUUUGUGUUUAUAGUUUGAAUAUAAGGUGUAUGCUUCUACCUAAAUAAAUCAAGUUGAGCUCAAUAAAUUAUU
Hibiscus syriacus is the source of this 2468-nucleotide messenger RNA. Its product is annotated as microtubule-associated protein 70-2-like. Lineage: Eukaryota; Viridiplantae; Streptophyta; Magnoliopsida; Malvales; Malvaceae. The transcript has 11 exons. Gene Ontology annotation, molecular function: microtubule binding. The record is from RefSeq and is a predicted model, not a curated record. Bases 185 to 2038 code for a protein of 617 amino acids. Gene Ontology annotation, biological process: cytoskeleton organization.